CUCAGCCCUGUACAAGGUCUUUGUGCCCAGCUUCACUUACAGGGUUUCAGCGCAGCUGGUGUGCGUGGGGGGCCGCGGGGCAUCCGCCUGCCCCCUGACGCUGCGCCUACGUCCCAAGGCCCCGCCCCUGCACAACUCAAGCUCUGUGGCCUGUGGAGGUGCCUCGGUAUGCCAGCUGGAGCUGGCACUGCCCCCGUGGGGGCACUGGGUCUACGUGCGUGUGGAGACACCAUCCCGGGGCCCUGGCAGGACCGUCUGCUUCCAGCUGUGUGUGCGGUUGCAAGAGUGCCCACAGCCCAGCCUGUCCCGUGCCCUGGUCCCCGGAGCUGCCAUGAACAUGCCCCAGUCACUGGGCAACCAGCCACUGCCCCCAGAGCUGUCAUCCCUCGGGGCCCCUGCCGAGGGGCCUGGGGCCACAUCCCCACCUGAGCACUGCUGGCCAGUGCGCCCGACGCUGCGCAAUGAGCUGGACACCUUCUCCGUCCACUUCUACGUCUUCUUUGGCCCCAGCGUGGCCCUCCCCCCUGAACGCCCAGCCGUGUUUGCCCUGAGGCUGCUGCCAGUGCUGGACAGUGGAGGUGUCCUCAGCCUGGAGCUCCAGCUCAACGUGAGCUCCCUGCGCCAGGAAAAUGUGACAGUGUUCGGAUGCCUGACUCACGAGGUGCCCUUGAGCCUGGGGGAUGCAGCAAUGACUUGUUCCAAAGAGUCCCUGGCCGGCUUCCUCCUCACGGUCAGUGCCACCUCCCGAGUGGCCAGGCUGCGAAUCCCGUUCCCGCAGACGGGGACCUGGUUCCUGACACUGCGCUCCCUCUGCGGGGUGGGGCCUCGGUUCCUGAGGUGCCGGAACGCGACGGCCGAGGUGCGGUUGCGCACUUUCCUGUCCCCGUGCGUGGACGACUGCGGGCCCUACGGCCAGUGCAAGCUGCUGCGCACGCACAACUACCUGUACGCGGCCUGCGAGUGCAAGGCCGGAUGGCGGGGAUGGGGCUGCACCGACAGUGCGGAUGCGCUCACCUACGGAUUCCAGCUUCUGUCCACGUUACUGCUCUGCCUGAGCAACCUCAUGUUUUUGCCCCCCGUGGUCCUGGCCAUUCGGAGCCGAUAUGUGCUGGAAGCGGCUGUCUACACCUUCACCAUGUUCUUCUCCACGUUCUACCAUGCCUGUGACCAGCCAGGCAUUGUGGUUUUCUGCAUCAUGGACUACGACGUGCUGCAGUUCUGUGACUUCCUGGGCUCUUUAAUGUCCGUGUGGGUCACUGUCAUUGCCAUGGCUCGCUUACAGCCUGUGGUCAAACAGGUGCUGUACUUGCUGGGGGCUAUGCUGCUGUCCAUGGCUCUGCAGCUUGACCGGCAUGGACUCUGGAACCUGCUUGGACCCAGUCUCUUUGCCCUGGGGAUCUUGGCCACAGCCUGGACAGUACGCAGCGUCCGCCGCCGGCACUGCUACCCGCCCACGUGGCGCCGCUGGCUUUUCUGCCUGUGCCCAGGCAGCCUGAUCGCGGGCAGUGCCAUCCUGCUCUACGCCUUCGUGGAGACCCGAGACAACUACUUCUACACUCACAGCAUUUGGCAUAUGCUCAUCGCGGGCAGUGUGGGCUUCUUGCUGCCCCCUCGUGCCAAGACUGACCGCCAGGUCCCAUCUGGAGCCCGGGCCCGGGGCUGCGGCUACCAGCUGUGCAUCAAUGAGCAGGAGGAGCUGGGCCUUGUGGGCCCGGGAGGGGCCACUGUCAGCAGCAUCUGUGCCAGCUGAGAGGGGCUCUGGGCUGCCCUUGGGGAACGUGAACUCUUCCCCGGGGCAGAGAGCCCUUCCUUGGGUUCUUUCUGGGAGCAUGGAGUCCUCCCAGGGAUGAGAGACAAGUUGUAUUUCUUGAGGACAUGGAGUCUUUCUUAAGGACACGGAACUCUUUCAGGGGCCUGGCACACUUCCCGAGGGCCUGGAGUCCUCCUGCAUCUUCAGGACUGGAGCCCGUGCAGGGCCACAGAGCCCCCUCAGGACCAAGGAGUCCCUCCCAGGGCUGUGGAGCCCUUCCCAGGGUAUGGAACCCUCCUGAGGACAUGGAUUCCUUCCCUGGGAGACCAGGCCCUCUCAGGACAUGGCGUCGUUCCUAAGGAAACGGAGUCCAUCCUGGGGAAGCUGAGUCUCCAGAUCUUCCCAGCAGCUCAGCAACUCUGGGCUCAGACAUCCUUCCCAGAGGCAGCAUCUGGGCUGUGCUGUGCUGGGAGGGGGUUGCAGGACAGACGGGGCUGGGACUGGGGCUGCGGUGGCUGGUAUCCUGAGUUGAUGCAGGUGGAGUCUGGUGUGUCUCCAAUGAAGUAUUUACUGGUUC
Messenger RNA from Lipotes vexillifer (Yangtze River dolphin), 2327 nucleotides. RefSeq names its product transmembrane protein 8B (gene TMEM8B). Gene Ontology annotation, cellular component: membrane. Bases 332 to 1750 code for a protein of 472 amino acids. The record is from RefSeq and is a predicted model, not a curated record. The transcript has 10 exons. NCBI's taxonomy places the organism in Eukaryota, Metazoa, Chordata, Mammalia, Artiodactyla, Lipotidae.